GAGCCACCCAGAACUCAAUAAAACGUUACUUUCGUUACUUUCUCGCAGUCUCUUUUUCCUCCCCGUUCACUCGCCGUUCGUUCGCUCGCUCGUUUAUUUUUUCGCCGCGCGAUAAAACUUCUCGUCGCGUGUUUUUCUCCCUCCCUUUGGCUCUCGGCCGAUACGCAAGAGAAGUACUCGUGCCCGCGGCGACUUCGAGGAACACCGCAGUCGGAAAAAGUCGGACUCGCCUUCCUUUCCAACCGUUCGAUUUUAACGACGCUUUUUAGCUACCACGCCAAAUAACGGAGUCAUCCUUACUUAACUAGUCGAGUUAGCGAGGACGUUUUUUUCCUCGACUUGCAACGAAUCGUUAUACGCGUAUACAAUAUAGUACGGAUACGUACAUCGUAGACGCUUCGUAGUCCGCCCUCGGACGUAAAAUCGACGGAAAGAAAUAGUACGCGAUAAAGAAAUAGUACAAAUGGAACGUGGUAACUGGGAGAGUCGGUAAGAAGGUCGAUGGUAGGUCGAAGAGAUCAUUAUUUUCGAGUCGGUUGCGAGUAAGACGAGGCGACUAACGAUGAUAAUGGCGUCUGUUUUUCGCGAGUUCUCUCUAGGUGGACGGCGACUGCCGGUGGAGCCUAUGAUCGACUAUAAAGGCCAUCUGUUCGCUUUUAGAGUCGCCUUUAUACCGUGUGGUGACGUCACACGCGCAGGAGAUAAACCGAGGAUGGACGCCCACUCGGGCAUCUCGUCGUGCCACCUUAUUCCAUCCUCUCUCUUUCUCUCGGCCGGCCGCUCGUACACGCACCUUGUUUUCUACGCAUCGAACGAGGCGCAUUGACGGACGACCGUGUUAUAUACGACGCGACUUUAACGACGCUUCGUUUAAUCGCCACGAUUUCGAGUAAAGUUCUUCGCGCUGGAAAUGCUUUUGGCAUGAUUAUUGCGACGAUCUCGGCCGGAGACCGUCGUCGUUCGUAAAUCAUCCGACUCGCUUUGCGAUAUUUUUUAUACCACGGGCGAUAAUCGUUGCCAAAGAUUCCACGUUGCCCCUCGUACGAUGCAAAUGAUACGAAAAUACGGGAUCGAUCGCGUCGAUCCGAUAAGAUCGAUAGGAGAAUAUCCGAGGAGAGACGGAUGACUGCUCGAAAGCGCCUCGCAGCGUGAAAGGAUGGAACGAUCUCGGAGUUCUAGAUUGGCUACGUGCCAGGCGUCCCGACGCUUACCGAGAGGGUGGACCGAGUCCGACCGAAGACGGCGUCCCGGCGUCGAGCGUCCGUCAGUGCGCGUGUGACAUGGCUGCGAGGCGCUACGGCGACCUAGACGCCCUCCACCUCGCGAUGUGAACGCACCCGCAACCGUUAUUCGAACGAUUGGCAAUAACUGUCUUGCGAGCCCUUUGCGUCCUCCCACGUUUCUCUCUCUCUCUCUCUCUCUCUCUCUCUCUCUCUCUCUCUCUCGCCCUCUCUCUCGCUCUCUCCGUCCGUCUGUCUUCCCGUCUACUUCUCUCACAAGCUUACUCUCUCCCUCAUUUCACCUAUCCAUUACAUCUCUCUCAAUCGCUCUCUUUCGAACCUAUAUCCGAAAAAGACCGAUCGUCGUUACGACAACGAUCGACGACGACCACGCGAGCCACGGAUGCUUCCUCUCUCGAGAGGAUAGGACGAGAACUCACUGGCCGUUAUUCGCGUGAGAUUCACGAACGAAACGUCCUCGACGGUGAAACAAGAUCCCAACCUUUUCUACUGUAAAAGAAGAAGAAGAAGAAGAAGAGGAGGAGGCGGAGGAGGCGGUAGAGAAAGGAGAAGAAGAAGAAGCGAAAGAAGAAGAAAAAGAUUAGCCGCGAAGAACGAGAGACGCUUUCCUAAGGGGUAGUAGUUUGCGACGUGACGUAAUCGCGGACAGCGUUCUUCGCGAACUCGCUCUACUACUUAUGAUUUCUUCGAUCGAAAAGUGUUCAGAGACUCUUUGAGUUAUGGCGUUGGCAACGAGGAUACCGAACGAUUCAUGAAUCCAUGUACGGAGCGUUCGAGAGGAAGAGAUACGAAACUUGUUCCCGAUCGUUUUUUCGAGACGUCACGCGUUUAUCCUUUCCAAGAGAUCGAGCGAGGAUUCGCCGAAAGAAAAUGUAACGGACGAUGCGAGGGCGAUCUCUGCGAAGCAGGAUGGCGAAUUGAAGCGGUCAGAGGCUCGAUUUUCCUUUAAUCCCGGAGCUCCGAACGAAUCACGACGUUAUCAUUCCCAGAGCAAGAGAAGACUGCAUUCCCUAAUCGAACGACACGUUGAGAAAAACAAAAAGAAAAGAAGAAAAAAAGAAAAUGAGAGAGACAGGGCCGUGAAAAGGAUGAACUCUUUGUAAAUACGCGCUCGCGGAUCGAGGACCAUUAGUAUAUUCUAUUUAUUUUUAAGGAUCAUUCUCGCGAUACUUUUCCAAGCGACCCGAGCCUCUCUUUCUCGUUUCCUUGAAUUUUCCUCGACGGAACAGUGCGCGUUCGUUAUCCGUGUCGAGGCCGUGCGUAAAAGAUGACAAUUCGAGCGCGUUUCUUUUCAAUGUGACUUCGUCUAAGAACGAAAGUGUCGCGCUUUCGAAUACUUUUGAACGCAAUACCGUCGAUCGUCUCGACAGGUAUAACUUUGAGGGGAAACCAAUGUGUCUUUUGGCGAGACCAGUCGCGAUUCUCCCAGGAGGAGAGGAAGAAAUUCGUUCUCGAAUCGAUCGCGCGUAAGAGAAAGAGUGGCCGUGCAUCGAGAGGAAUAGGAGGAGGAGCGGAGGAGGGGGAGGAGGAGGAGGAGAAGGAGGAGUGUUAUUGCACGAGCGAAUCGAAGCCGAGUGCGAGCCACGUGCGUGCAGCGGGUGUGCGUGUGUGCUGAAAGUGUGGUGCGCUCGCGCGCGAAGUGCAGAAAACGACGAUGGAAUAUCGGUGAGGUCACGAGGUCACCGCAGAAUGCCUGAGCCGAGGGCGAAGCGCUGUAAACACUGUGACGAGUCUGGCCACAGGUUGGACAGCGGCUCCCCGUUUUGGAGGAUACAGCUCGAUCAGGACCUUUUGGAUACCAUAAGCGCGAUCUAUCCGGAGUGGUUUAAGGACUAUACCAACGGCCGUGCCUCUACGUCCUCGUCGACCAGCACUUCCGGCCCUCGGUCGAGCAACGGGAGCAACGUGGCGGCGGACUCCAGCGGCGUCCUCGAGCACAAGGUCGCCAAGGGCGAUUCCAAAUUGAAAGCAAAGUCCAAAAGGGCUGACAAUUUCAAGGAGAAGGAUCGAGAGAGGAAGGACGCUAGGCGCGACAACAGGGACGAAAGAGACGCUGGGAACGGUAAGAAAAGCACGACGAAGGCUUCGCCGCAGCAGGAUAAAACGACGGCGGACGUGGCAGGAAGGAAGACGGCGGGUGUUCCAGUAUCGGGAGCAGAGAUGGCCGAAGGCAAUCAGUCGCCGCCGAAGGCGGAGGUCGACGACUCGCCCCUUCAGCAUGCCAUGGAUCGCAACAAGGAGUCGUUGAAGGUGAAGCUCAUGCUGAGGCGGCCGAUAAAUCAACUGGUUGCCCAGGGCAUUAUGCCGUCGCUGAAAACUCCGCCGGCGUUUCACGAGCAGCGGAAGCAACUCGAGCGAGCGAAAACCGGCGAUCUGUUGAAGGCAAAGAUCCAACAGAGACCCGGUAGGGAAGAGCUCGUGAGACAGCAUAUACUCGAGGAUGUGGGUCACGUGGAUCCGAGCCUAGCCGAGAGGCAACGGAUGCUGAAGAAGGCCAGACUCGCCGAUCAAUUGAACGAUCAGCUCAGUCAUCGGCCCGGUCCGCUCGAACUUAUUCAAAAGAACAUACUCCAUACGGAGGAGCCCAUCGAGAGGGCGGUGAAGGAGGGACACAUUCCCUUCAAGGCGACGUGCGAGGGACAGGUGACGAAACCUCAGCAUCCGGAUCACUACAUAACGUUCGAGGAUGACUCCCAAAGUUCGGAAGGUGCUCCGUCGCCGCAGUUGGAGUCGCGUUCGGACGUUCUCGAGACGGCAGCGGCCUCCGCGGGAAUCGUCACGGUCUCCCUCAGCAUCCCCACGACCGGCGGCGCGGUCGUCGUCUCGUCGACGUCGCCCGUUUUCCAGCAAGCGUCCGGAACGGAACCGACGAUACAGACCUUCGCCGAGCUAUGCAACACGGUCGUUGGCUCGCAACACCAGGCGCAACAGGCUCAACAACACCCGUCCGCUCAGGCGAAUCAAACGAACGGGGCAUCGGGCACGCUGCUCCCACUGGCGCCGGCGUCGAGUCCCAUGUCCUUGGGAUCGACGACCUCGAGCCUCAGUCCCCUGUCGAAUAUCUCGAUAGCCUCGCCACCGGCUCCACCGCCGGCAGCCAUCACUCCUAGACCACAGCCAAGUCCGAUCGCGUCCUCGGCGUGUCAGAGAAACGAUGCGCCGGGCAAGGACAAGAACAGGAAAAAGUCCAAGACCAAGAGCCAGCCUAAGACGCGUACGAUCAAGUUUCACGAGUACAAAGGUCCGCCAAACGCACAAAAGACGUCGGUUUCGUCUACGCCCCCCGGUCUCGGCUCGGCGCCACCCGGCGAGACGAGCUACGAGCUGCUCCUGCAGCAACAACAGCUAUUCCUUCAGUGGCAGCUCGAAUGGCAGCACAAGUAUCCUCAGAUUAUAUUGCCAGCCGCGCAAAAGCCGCUGUCUCUUACCAGCAGCGGUGCCAGCGAUGCCGGAAGCGUUAGCGGGAGCAGCGCGAACGCUCCGAGUCCCGCGCCCUCGAAUUCCUCGAACAAUCCGUCCGAGCAACCACCGCUCAGGCCCUUGGGCAAGUUGGAAGAUAUGAAAGUGAGCGAUCUCAAAGUCGAGUUGAAACGACGCAAUCUGCCGGUGUCGGGUUCGAAGCCCCAGUUGAUCGAGCGGCUAAAGCCGUUCACGGAAUCCUCCAGCGGGAACUCGACUUCGAGCUCUAACGGACCUCACGUCACGCACAUGGGCCAUAUACUGAUGGACACGCCCGGUCCUAUGACGUCCGACGAAUCUAGUUCGCAAGCGAAGAGCCCUAGCUCGAUCGUCAAGGACGAACCAAAUAGCCCGCGGACGGAUUCGCCUCACGGCAGCGAGCACGACGAUCCGUCGAGCCCACCAGUUCGUGUUUCAGGAGACGAUAUCAUCAAAGAGCAAAGAAAACGGAUAGAAGAGUUGCAGCGGGAGUUGUAUAAAUCCCAACAACAACUUCAACAAAUUCGACAAACUCAGCCCGCGACUGUCCGCGCCGAGAAACUGGUGUUGCAGCAGCAUAUACAAAGCAAGAUGCAACAGCAGCAAUUAGCUUUACAUCUGCAACAGUUGCAACACUUGCAGCAGCAGCAGCAGCAGCAGCAGCAGCAACAGCAGCAGCAGCAACAGCAACAACAGCAACAACAACAGCAGAAUCAUCAACAGUCCCAGCAGCAAAUGCAGCAACAGCACGCGACGUUCCAGCAUCUCAAUGCGAAAGCCAGUUUGGCUGCUUUUCUACAGACCCAGCCGAACAACGCGACUGCCAUUCUGGAUUCCGCAGCGCUCACGGCGAUUAACAAUAAGAAAAAUCAAGCUAAGAAUAGUACCACCGUUCAAAUACCUACCGCGAUAGUUUUGAACCUAGCCAAACCGGCCAAACUGAACGGAUCGUUGCUCGGUGCUCUAGUCGCGCAAGCCCAAGCUCAACAACAACAACAACAACAACAGCAGCAGCAGCAGCAACAGCAAGCGAGCAGCACGGAGGAUGGUAAACCACCGCCGCCUCAAUACGACGAGGCAGCCAAAUUAUUGAAGGUCAAGAUAGAACCGGUUCAAAAGAGUCAUAUUAAGAGUCAAGUCGUCGACGACGUGUUGGAAAUUCUUAUUAAAAACGGAGAACUUCCACCGAGCGCGGCUCAGGAUCCGGCUACGCCUACCACUCCGAAUCGUCAGCUCCAACAGAAUUUGGUGUUUACCGCGCCAGCGGACAGUCCGACUCAAUCUUUAGUAUUCGCGGCCGCUAGUCCUAUCAGUCCGAUCAGCCCGAUGGCCAUGGAGGUCUCUCAAAGCGGUUGUCCUAGUCCGUCGACGUCGACAUCGGCAUCGACAUCGGUAUCGGCGUCUGCCUCGGCUGCGGCAUCGGCAUCGGCACCGCCACCGCCUCCACCGUUACCAUUGGCAACCUUUUCCAUUCAAUUACCUACUUCGUUACAGCAAUUGCAACAACAAGAAGACAUCUCUUCCUUCGGAACGCACCUGUUGAAUUCGGAUAACGAUUUGGACGCAGCUAUGCUACUGAGUCCUCAAUCGGUGCAGGAGGCCUCGCCGGAUCCGCAACCACCGCAAGAGGUCACAUCAUCGGACAACGCAAACUUGGAUCUUAAAGAAUUGGGACUGGAUCUGGAGACAUUGGGUACGAUGGACUUUGGUCAACUCGACUGUGGCCUAGGAGUUAAAAUGGAAUCUUCCAGCGAACUUAUGGAUAUAGCGGACAUGCCGAUGGACAUGGACGAUCCCGACUGGUUGGAUUCCUUGAUGCCUCAGUCGCCGCCCUCUUCUACGCCCAUGUCGAUUCAACAAUCGGUUCCACACGUUACAUCCUUAUCCUCGGCAACGGAUAUUUACGAUCCGCUGCUGGCAAGUAGUCAAGAUCCCUUCGAUCUCUUUAACAUGGAAGAUUCGGACUUUAAGAUGUCCUCCGAACUCUCUCUAACGUGGGACAAGGUAGACUUUGCGACCUAGCCGAGAUUCAUUCUCGAAACUCAACUUUGUGUACUUAAACGUUAACGAACAAGAAGCACGGACUACUAAUCUUGGCACCACGUACAUCGCGUCUGGACACGAGUGUAAUGCGCAUAUAUAUAUACAUGCAUAUAUAUAUACACACAUAUAUAUAUAUACAUACACAUAUAUAUAUAUAUAUACACACACAUAUAUACAUAUAUAUACUUGUCGUGCAAAAAUUGUACCGAGUGUAGGUGUCAUCACGAUAUUCGUUUCGAACGAAUCGUGGCCGAACAACGAGCCUGACUUUGUCGAUAAGCUCGAAUGCUUCGCGCCGAAGAACUUGUAUCUGAUCGUAACGAAAAGUGAACGAUUCCAAGUGAAUUGCUCCUGAAUCGAAAGUCGAGAGAAGCAUAUCUUAGGUGGACGAUCGAGGGUGAAGAGGAUCUUUUCUUAUAGCAUGUGCACUCCUCCUCGGUCUUCCUUCGUCGCUAAAAAGAAACUUACAGAAAAAACAAAAAAAAAAGAAAAUACAAAAAAAAUAUGUCAACGCACAUAAUCGUUGUGCUUUCAGACGAUAUCACGAGUCCUAUCGCGAUAAAGAUAACUGGAAUGAACCUCCUUACCCAGUUGGUUUCUCUAUCUAACCGGACGCGGUAUUUCACGAUUUCAAAACGAUAUCGGCUCUAGAUACGAGCGGAAGCAAAGACAACGAGACGAAUGUUUUCAAAAUUCUCCAAAGAGUCUUCUUACGACGUUUUUAGAUAUGUAGUUCGUACUCUAUCCAGUCUACGGUCGUGUGUUGCUUGAGUUUUAAUAAUCGCAAAUUAGCGUGUGUGCAAAAAAAAAUGCAGAAGAAACGGGAAGUACUACCUAUACGUCCUUCUCGUUUGUACUCUUUCCCUAUCCUUCUCCCUCAAAAAAAAAACUGUAAUCAAUCGUAACAAAACUGCAUAAUUACAACAUUUACGAGAAUUUAAUAUAAUUAAAUGAAUAAUUGUAAAGGUAUACAUACGUUAGAUAGAUACUUAUAUAUGUAAAUUAUAAUACCUUAUAGAUAUAUAUACAUAUAUACAUAUAUAUAUGUGUAUAUAUAUAUAUAUAACACGCGCGCCUCUGUCCGAGAGUCGAACGUGUUUUUCGAGACGCUCGAAUCGAUCGACUUUUGGCAGCGCAGUUGCGAUAUUUUCUAAGCCAGAGCAUGUGAUGUUAGAAGGUACACAUACUUUAAUCUAUAAUAUUAUAUGUGGAAAGUACGAAUUGCUUUGUAGUAGCAACGGGCAUGGUCUCGUUACCGAGGUCGCGGCUUGGCGCGAUUCCUUCAGCUUUCUUUCCCAGAUGAUGUUUUCUCUCGCUUUUUCUUUUUCUUUUUCACUUUUUUUCUCUUUGAUUUGUUGUUGUUUUAUGACAUUCCAUGUUUCUAAACUCAUGACAAACUAGAAUGAGAUUUCGAACCCAAAGCUGCCGGCCUCUCGUACCAGCUCGAGUCUUGGGCUCGUUCUGGGAACUUCGGUUGGCUCAGGAAAAUCAAUGGUGUUUUCAUAAAAAUCAAAAACGUCUUUAUGGAAAUAGGAUAAGGUCCGAGAAUAGGUGCAGCGGGUUGUUCAGCCAGAGGUUCAUUAGUCGCAUCGAUGAUGUUUUCUGAUUCCAAAUACAUACCGUAUGAUCUCUGCUUGUGCUAUUAAUCUCGUUUACUAUCUCAUUCAAUUUCUUAAUCCCGCUUUGCUUUCUCGCGUCGUUUCAAUUUAUCACAAUAGUUAUGGAAAUUAGAUGCAUCUCCUCAUUGUAUAAAAAUAAUAAACAAUUAUUAUUCCAAUCACGAGUCCUAAGAGUAUCCUCUUUACGAGAGGGUAAAGUAAAUUGCUUGCAGUUUAUGAUUCUAUCAUUUCGACGAGGACAAUCAAGACCGCAUUCCAAGCACUUAGAUUUAGAGAGUCCGACAUCUUUCUUGCUUAUCACGAUAGGAGGUACUUGAUAAGACCAUAUAGCGUACGUCAAAUAGAAAAUAAUCUUUGGCUGACAUUAUACGUAGUUUCGUCGAUAGUAACGUCGUUGUCGAUGCAGUUAUUUUCACGAUAUACAAACAAGUUAGGUCAUUUUUUUACCGAAUACAUCGAAUAACUCUCAAUUGUUUUUGCUCAAGCGUACUGCUACCGGCCUCGCCGAGACAAGUGUAGCUUCCUGGCGACGACGUAAAGAUACAACGGGAUCGCGCCGCUCGCCUCGGUAAUGCGGAGAGGAAAAUGAGGAUGCUGAGAGGAAGAGAGAGAAAGAGAGAACGAGAGUGAGAGAGAGAGCGCGCGUGGGUGCUAUGCAUGUGUAUGGAUUUUUGCAGAAGAAAAAUAUGUAAUACGAGAAAAACGCGUGGAUGAGUCGAUACGCGUGAGUGUGUACGUUGGGAAAAGAAUGUGCGAAUCUUAUCAAAGUAUAAUAAAUCAACGGUGCUAAUAGUUAUUGGAAACCCCAAAUUUUACAUCGAUCGGAUAAUAAAUCGGAAAUCACUGUUUUAAAUCUUUCUUUCCUUAUACUCUCGAUUCGAGAAAUUAUCUAUGUCUAUACAUAUACAUGAUGUAUACGUAUAUACGUAUACAUAAAUAUACGCUGAAAAUGAGCGAGAGAAGGGAAAGAAAGAGUAAUGGUCCAUACGCAAAUUCGAAAGAAAAGGAAGAGCGAAUGACGAAAAGUAUUUGCUAAGAAAAAUGCGUCUUGGCGUAACGUCGUUGGCACUGAUAUUUACCAUCGUGUAACGGAGAGCAGCUAAAGUGCAACAUUCCAAUGAUUCGCUCCAAUCAGAGAUCCUCGAACCAUCGCCAUGUUCCGUGUUAUCUGCGUUGAUAUGAAAAAAAAAAAAGAAAAAAUGAAAGAAAAAAGUCCAAAAGAAAAGAAAGAAGAAUAAAAGUGCAUAGAAGCUUUCUUAUCAUUUUCUUUUCGAAUCGCGCGAACUUGAGAUCGAUGAAACGGUGAUUAAGCCGUUAAAGUAUAACAUAAUCAAUGCAUUUAACGAAUAAUCGUCAAACUGAUUUCAUUCGGUUAAUCUUUCUAUUCGUUCGUAGCGGACGUUACCGACAACAACGGCAUAGAAGAAGUUUACAUUUCUUUGCAUUUAAAUUUACCGCACGAUCGAAUUCUUCUUUUCUUGCGAGGAAAACGGAACAUGGUAUUGGCGAAUAGCGUAAAGUUGAAUGUGCCAAAUUUCCCUUGCCAUCGCGUAUAUAUGUAUUUACUUACGUGUAACGAUCAUUGCAAUCGUCAUAAUCAUCUCGUCACUACCGUCGCGUAACAUCAUCGUUCGUUACUUCGACGGAUCUAUCCGAACGAGCGAGAACGAUUCUUUUCGUAUCGACAUGGAAAGUAAAGCGAAGAAGCAACGAACGACGAUCUCGAUAAAUACGCGCCGAGCAUUGCUUUCUUUUUUCCCUUUCUCGAUGCGUCGAUGCUAAUUCUGUAUAAAUAAUUAAUUCAUUUCAAUUUCGAAUCGUUAAUCAUGAAUCUAUCCGAUGAUUGAUUGAUUUUGUCAGGCUGUGCGAAUCUGGUAGUCCGCAUUAAAGCGUACGUGAAUCUCUUUGUAAUUACGUGUCGUAUGUAAGACAAAAGAGAGAAUAAAGUGUGAGCGAAAAAAUAUAAAUGUAUGAACGAUCGUGUACAGAAAUUUGCUUGGUUAGAGAUAAGUAAAAUGAGAGAUUGCGCGAGCGAGAACGUGAUGCGAUACGCACGCGCGCGUGCACGACGCGCGUGCGUGCGUGCGUGUGUGUGUGUAUAGGUGGGUGUGUAUGCAACAGAGAGAGAGAGAAAGCAAGGUAAAAAGAGAAAGACCGAAAGAGAGAUCGAACGAGUAAACGAGAGGAUGCUGCAUGAAUGAUGAAUCUUGCUAUCGCAUUGAAAACGGAAUACAAUCGAGCGAAAACAUAUUUUCUAUGCGCAUACGAAAGAAAGAUACGGAUUUUGUUAUGUAUCUUUGAAUUUAUUACAAUAACGUACUUUUAAGUAACCGAUCACGUAAUUAUUGCUAGAGAGAGUGUUAUUUAUUUUUAUUUGUUGCAAAUUUGUCGAUUGCCUUCCAUUUGAGUAAAUAAAUAAAUAUAAAAUUA
Vespula vulgaris is the source of this 10771-nucleotide messenger RNA. It is a transcript of the gene Mrtf, whose product is annotated as myocardin-related transcription factor A. The record is from RefSeq and is a predicted model, not a curated record. Lineage: Eukaryota; Metazoa; Arthropoda; Insecta; Hymenoptera; Vespidae. The coding region runs from base 2931 to 6701 and encodes 1256 amino acids. The transcript has 14 exons.